AUGCCUGACUUCAGGAUCUCCGCUUCUUUGGAGGGCCACGGCGAUGAUGUCCGCGCUGUGGCUUUCGUGAACUCCAAUGCUGUCCUUACGGCCUCUCGAGAUGCAACGGCUCGCCUGUGGAAGCGUGUCUCUACCCCGCCUCCUACCUACGAUUACUCCAUCGUUUCCCACGGCUCCGGCUUCAUCAACACCUUAGCAUAUUAUCCCCCGACACCCGAGUUUCCUGAAGGCCUCGUCCUUUCCGGCGGUCAAGAUACCAUAAUUGAAGCCAGACAACCGGGGAAAGUAGCCGACGACAAUGCUGACGCAAUGCUCCUGGGCCACGCCGGCAACGUCUGCGCCUUGGAUGUCUGUCCCGAAGGGGGGUGGGUUGUCAGCGGUGCUUGGGACUCAACGGCGAGACUAUGGCGCGUGGGCUGCGCCGACAAACUCAUUCGCAUAUUCAAUACGUCUGGAAACCUUAUAAGAACCAUCAAGGACUCUCGCGACGUUGUCCGCGCCCUUUGCAGACUUCCUGCUUCCAAUCCGACUGGUGCACACUUCGCCGCCGCCAGUAACGACGGUAUUAUCCGACUCUACACUAUCCAGGGUGAUAUAGUCGCUGAGCUGCAUGGCCACGAGAGCUUCAUCUACUCUCUUGACGCCCUGCCCUCGGGCGAAUUGGUUAGUUCGGGAGAAGACCGUACGGUCAGAGUGUGGAGCGGGACACAGUGCGUCCAGACUAUCACUCACCCCGCUAUAUCCGUCUGGAGCGUUGCAGCCUGCAGGGAGAAUGGCGAUAUCAUCACCGGUGCGAGCGACCGCAUCGCCCGGGUCUUUAGUCGCAGCGAAGAUCGGAUAGCGAGCCCCAACGUUGUGCAACACUUCGAGCAGACUGUGAAAGAAUCCGCCAUCCCGCAGCAGCAAGUUGGAAACAUCAAUAAGGAGAAGCUCCCUGGGCCGGAGUUCCUCAAACAGAAGUCGGGAACCAAAGAUGGACAGGUGCAGAUGAUCCGGGAAGACAACGGCAGUAUCACCGCGCACACUUGGUCUGCAGCCUCGCACGAAUGGGUCGCUGUCGGCACGGUUGUCGAUGCCGCUGCCAGCAGUGGCAAGAGAACAGAGUACCUCGGACAAGAUUACGACUACGUAUUCGAUGUCGACGUGGAAGACGGCAAGCCUCCUUUGAAACUACCUUACAAUGUUUCUCAAAAUCCUUACGAAGCUGCGACAAAGUUCAUCCAGGACAACGAACUCCCCAUGAGCUACUUGGAUCAGGUGGCGCAGUUUAUCGUCCAGAACACGCAGGGUGCAACCCUGGGUCAGUCUAGUCAGGAGCCUGCAGGAUCCGAUCCCUGGGGCCAGGACAGACGCUACCGCCCGGGUGAUGCUGCUCCUGAGCCUCCAACUAUCCCUGAGUCUCGUCCUAAAGUUCUUCCUCAGAAAACCUACCUCUCCAUCAAGUCCGCAAACCUCAAAGUAAUCGCCAAGAAGCUGGGCGAAAUCAACGACCAGCUCGUGUCAUCAGGGUCGAAGGAAUUGUCUCUGAGCCCCCCUGAAGUGGAGACGGUGGUGGCUCUGUGUGGACAGCUCGAAUCCUCGGACCGUCUCAAGCCCUCGCCUGUCGUCGAAAGUGGCGUGUCUUUGCUGUUUAAGAUUGCAACUUCAUGGCCGGUUCCGAACCGACUCCCGGGUCUCGACCUGCUCCGUUUGUGCGCGGCAUCCACUCCAGUGACGGCUACCGUCGACUACAGUGGCCAGGAUCUGAUCUCUGGCCUUCAGGCAAGCGGGGUCUUCAAUGCACCGCUGAAUGUCAAUAACGCAAUGCUGGCCACACGUAUGUUUGCCAAUCUGUUCGAAACCGACGCCGGUCGUCAACUGGUUGUGAGCAAAUUCGAUCAAAUCGUGAGUGCUGUGCAGUCGGCAUUGGCAAAUAGCGGAGCCACACCCAACCGCAAUCUGACCAUUGCGGUGGCGACGUUAUACAUCAACUUUGCUGUUUAUUUCACCUCUGAAGGCCGGGAGUCUGCGCCCGAGUCUGCCGAGCGGGGCCUGGUGCUUCUCGCGGACUUGACGAAGAUGCUUACCGGUGAGAAGGACUCGGAAGCCGUAUAUCGCAGCCUGGUGGCGUUGGGGACAUUGGUGACGUCUCUCGGAGAGGAAAUUAAGAGUGCUGCGAAGGAGGUUUAUGACGUGGAGAAGAUUUUCGGGGUGGUGAUGGGGUCUGGUCUUGGGAAAGAACCAAGAAUCAAGAGCAUUGUUGGGGAGAUCCGAGCAGCCAUGUCGUGA
Messenger RNA from Aspergillus terreus NIH2624, 2268 nucleotides. RefSeq names its product WD repeat PLAP family protein. The record is from RefSeq and is a predicted model, not a curated record. The transcript is spliced from 3 exons. NCBI's taxonomy places the organism in Eukaryota, Fungi, Ascomycota, Eurotiomycetes, Eurotiales, Aspergillaceae. Gene Ontology annotation, cellular component: nucleus; cytoplasm. Gene Ontology annotation, biological process: ubiquitin recycling; proteasome-mediated ubiquitin-dependent protein catabolic process. Gene Ontology annotation, molecular function: ubiquitin binding. Bases 1 to 2268 code for a protein of 755 amino acids.